Messenger RNA from Bursaphelenchus xylophilus (pine wood nematode), 1672 nucleotides. The record is from the annotation of a GenBank genome assembly. Lineage: Eukaryota; Metazoa; Nematoda; Chromadorea; Rhabditida; Aphelenchoididae.
AUGUUACUCUACUUGAGGCGAUUGCAAAAUAGGAAUUCGGUUUUUAAGCAGAUAUUCGAGAGUAAGAAUAUCAAGAACAGAAAGAUUGUGGUUGAUUAUUCAUCUCCUAAUAUCGCAAAGCAAUUUCAUGUUGGAAAUCUAAGGUACGAUGACAUAGUUUUUGUGAGGACAUAUUUUUUUUUCAGGUCGACCUUGGUAGGUAGCUUCUUUUGUCGGAUCAAUCGACUAGCUGGGAAUCAAGUGGUAUCAAUUAAUUACCUUGGGGACUGGGGUGCCCAAUUCGGUCUCCUGGCCGCUCAUUGGCCGGAGAGUGAAUUACGAGUCAAAUUCAACGAACUUCCACCAGAAGCCACGCUCUCCGCCAGAUUAGAACUUCUUCAGAAGGCCUAUGUUGAAGCCGUUCAGCGAGCCAAACAGGACCGUAAUUUCCAACGAGAAACAGCCGCCGUCUUACUGGGCGAGAUGGAAAAGGCACUGAUCGACAACGAUCGUCAGUCCCCCUCUUUAGCUCUGUGGUUUGCUAUUAGAAAACUUUCCCUCCAAUAUCUGGAAGAAUUUUACAACAAGUUGGGAAUCUCCUUCGACGUUUAUGAUGCCGAAUCAGAGCAUGUCGCUGCAGCCACGAAGCUGGUGGACCGACUAAUUACUGAAGGAAUUGUCACGCACACCGCGGAUGGACUCUGGGUGAUUCGAGAAAGCGGCGGACAUGGGUAUUCUGUGCUUAGGAAGUCAGAUGGGUCGACUUUGUAUUUGUCCAGGUGAAUCAUCUUCAGGGGUUAUUAACCUAAUUGUUUAGGGAACUAGCCGCAACAUUACAUCGAGAUGAAGUUCAUCAAGCCGAUGAAUAUGUCUACGUUGUCGAUCGGGCACAGUCCGGUCACUUCCAUCAUCUUCAGCAUCUUCUUGAAGUGGUUAAACGUGAAGACCUGGCCAAAAGGAUCACUCAUUUGGGAUUUGGAAGGGUUGUUGGAAUGUCAACAAGGUAUUUUGUAAUCGUUUCCCGUGGUAGUUAUUUGUUGUAGGCUUGGUAAAUGCGAGACUGUGGAACAAAUUCUGGUCGAUGGGGAUCACCAGGCUGUAAAAUUCUUACAGAAAUCACCUACUAUGAAAAUCUCUGAAGAAGAAUUGCCAAAAGUGGCCAGAGAGUUGGCAGAAACGGCAUUGUUUAUAAAUGACAUGAAAAGAAACAAGGCUCAAGAGUACACAUUCAACUUCAAAGAGAUCUUCAAGCAGAAAGGCAUGUUCGCGAUUCAGGUACUGUCACUUUUAUUUGAAUGAUUACGGAAGAUCGUAGGAGAAAUACUCACGUCUUACGUCAUUGAUCGAGAACAACGCAGAUCUGAUGAUUGAACUGGAAAGAGCGAAGGAAUCGGAAAGUUUGUGGAAUCAGACCAAAUUAGAUCCGGAGCAAAAUAUCCGUUUGUUGUGUCAAUGCCUCUACGAAUUGGAUGCUUCUCUCUUCUCGUGUUUCUCCAGCUCCGAGACCGCUCCAUUACUUGCUUAUUUGUCUAGACUAGCCAGUCGCAUUGGUCCGGCCAUGACAACAGCCCGAGUCAUGGACGAACAAGAUCGAAAGCUUGCCCUGGGGCGAUUAAUCGCCUUCGUGGCUUCUCGGAAUGUUCUCGAAGAAGGUCUAGAGUUAUUAGGACUGAAACCUCUGCCUCGUUUAUGA